Molecule: messenger RNA, 1246 nt
Organism: Cajanus cajan (pigeon pea)
Lineage: Eukaryota; Viridiplantae; Streptophyta; Magnoliopsida; Fabales; Fabaceae
Product: toll/interleukin-1 receptor-like protein
Biological process (GO): signal transduction
Source: RefSeq, a predicted model, not a curated record
AGCCGAUAUCCUUAUAAGUUUUUCACCCUUAAAACCAUGACUUUUGUGUACAUUUUUGUUCUUCAAUGCAUACAUGCACUUCAACUUGCUUCCGCCGUGGGGCAUAACUUAGGAAGAGUACUUAGCAUUGUAGGAAACUAGUGGGUAGGCAAUAAAUCUAUUAAUAUAUAUUUAAUUUUAUUUGACAAUAUAGAUAUACAUGUAAAUAUCAAAUAAAUUAUUUAAACAAGUUAUAUAAGAGGAAGUUCACAAAGACAUUUAAUUGGCAGCAAGAGGCAAGAGUUAACAAAACCUCUAAAGUCAAAAUCCUUUAACCAAGAGUUCGUCCCAUACACAGACAUGGAAUGGUCAACCUCUUCCGCUGGAACCCCUCAGGAAAAGCACGACGUGUUCCUCAGCUUCAGAGGCGAGGACACACGCUACACUUUCACCGGCCACCUCCAUGCCACCUUGACCAGACUCCAAGUCAACACAUACAUUGACUACAAUCUUCAGAGAGGCGAAGAGAUAUCAUCCUCACUUCUCAAGGCCAUUGAGGAUGCAAAACUCUCCGUCGUUGUUUUCUCCAAAAACUACGGCAACUCCAAGUGGUGUUUGGACGAGCUCGUCAAAAUACUUGAGUGCAGGAAGAUGAGGGGCCAAAUUGUGUUGCCCGUUUUCUACGACGUAGAUCCCUCCCACGUGCGCAACCAGACGGGGACAUACGCAGAGGCUUUUGCUAAACAUGAGGAACUCUUGCAGGGUCAAAUGGAGAAGCUGCAAAAGUGGAGGGAGGCUCUCAGAGAAGCUGCUAAUUACUCUGGUUGGGAUUGUUCUGUUAAUAGGAUGGAAUCUGAACUGAUUGAAAAAAUUGCGAAUGAUGUGUUGGAAAAGCUGAACCGAGUGUAUGUUGGCGACCUAGAUCAGCAGAUUGCAAAGCUAGAGCAACUUGCGAAGCUUCAACAUCAGUUUUAUAAAAAGAUAUGUUCCGUUGAAAAUCUGAAAAAACAUCGUGCAACUGUUGAGCGUCUCACAGAGCUUAAGAUGGAGAGAAGUGUUCGCAUGCUUCGCUUGUCGCCUGACAUGCUUUCGCAUUUGGAGAAUUCAAAAGACACUGAUAAUUAUCUUGAUUUAUAAUGUUCAAGUUUCAUCAGAUACUAUAUGAAGUUCCAAUGGAAUAAGAUUUCUUAUUGUUAAUUUUGUUUCCAUAACUUUUGUGUAAUUUUGGUUUGUGAUGGCUUAAAUAACAAUGAAGAAUAUGAUUUCA